This is a messenger RNA of Aquila chrysaetos chrysaetos, 3187 nucleotides long. It is a transcript of the gene BCAR3, whose product is annotated as BCAR3 adaptor protein, NSP family member. The record is from RefSeq and is a predicted model, not a curated record. Gene Ontology annotation, biological process: positive regulation of peptidyl-serine phosphorylation; small GTPase-mediated signal transduction. Gene Ontology annotation, molecular function: guanyl-nucleotide exchange factor activity; phosphotyrosine residue binding. NCBI's taxonomy places the organism in Eukaryota, Metazoa, Chordata, Aves, Accipitriformes, Accipitridae. The transcript is spliced from 16 exons. Bases 141 to 2933 code for a protein of 930 amino acids.
GCAGGUCCGACUGCUGAUUGGGCAUAGGACUUCUCAAGGUGUGUCUUUUGCCAAGAAGCUUUUGCAUUUUAAGAGUACAUAACAGACCAUGAUAACCUCCUUCUAUGAGUCAAAGGCAUUGUGAAGUGAGGUAAUAGAUAAUGAAGUAUCUACCCAUUUCUAACUGGCUGACCCAGCUUGGUCUUGCAGAAUAUUGCGCACACUUUGAACAAUAUGAUGGCAUAGAGGACUUACUCCAUCUUACAGAAGUUGAUCUUAGAAAAAUGGGAAUUGAAAAUCAAGUCCACCGAACACACAUCAUUUACAAUAUCCUGCUGCUUCAGGAGGUAGAAAAAAAGAAAGAACCAAAAAUGAUAGCUGCAGGAAAAUUUUCAAGUCUUCCAAGAAAUGGCCCAGUGAACCACCAGUUCUCAUUAGCUGCUUCCAUGGACCUUUUGACCACUAAACCUUCGCCAACUGAGCAUCGCUCAGACUCCUUUCAAGACAUCUCUAUCCAUGGCACUCUCCCCAGGAAGAAGAAGGGGACAAUUCCUACUAGGUCUUGUGAUAUGUUUAGCCACAUGGGAACAUUGGCAUACACCAGAACACAGCGGCAGCAGCCACCUUUUGUACAGGAUGUUAUAGAAGAGUAUCCUCCGCAAAAUGGGAAGAGUAACAAACUUCAUGUCAGAGAUCAGAAUAUUCUGGAUCCUACUUUGGAAUAUGUUAAGAUGAUCAGUAACUACUAUCAAGCCUCAUUCACAGGUGAGAAACAUAAGCUGGAAAGGUCUGAGUCUGAAAUACAGGAUAGAAGUUUUGAGUUUUCUAGGGAGAGGCAAGUUAUGGACAACAGCCCAGAAAAACUGAAGAAGGAGUUAGAGGAAGAACUGCAGCUAAGCAGUGAAGACUUGCGUAGCCACGCCUGGUACCACGGACGUAUUCCUCGGCAGGUGGCAGAAGGCCUAGUUCAGAGAGAUGGAGAUUUUCUGAUCAGGGAUUCUCUUUCCAGUCCUGGGAACUUUGUUCUUACCUGUCAGUGGAAAAACACCUCUCAGCAUUUUAAAAUCAACAGAACAGUUCUAAGACUCAAUGAAGCCUACUGCCGUGUUCAGUAUCAGUUUGAACUUGAAAGUUUCGACAGUAUCCCCGGCUUAGUUAGAUACUAUGUUGGGAAUCGCACACCAAUAUCAAAGCAGAGUGGAGCAAUUAUUUUUCAGCCUAUCAACAGGACUGUGCCUCUCAGGUGUCUAGAAGAAAAGUAUGGUGUAACUCCAAUCCGACAAAAAGAGCCAAAUAUCCCUGAAGGAAAAACAGAAACUGCAAAAAGACUGAGUCUUGGUAUAUCCAGCAUGCAAUCCCCGGAGCAGAGCAUACCCAGAGGAAAUCUUCUGAGAAACAAAGAAAAAAGUGGUAGCCAGCCAGCUAGUUUGGAUCACGUUCUGGAGAAAAGAUUCCCUUUAAAGGCUCACCAGUCAGAGAGCUAUCUGCUAAUAGGCUCAAGACAGCCAUCUCGAUUACCUGAAGCAGAUGCAGACUCCUGUCCAAGCUCUCCUGCAUUUAGAACAGGCAGUGAACCUUCUCUGAGGCCCACAGUUGUUCAGAAAGUCACCUCCGAGUCACAAGUAGGGGAAGCUCUUAGAGGAUCAGACAGUCAGCUCUGCCCGAAGCCUCCACCUAAACCCAGCAAAGCACCCCUGAUGAAGCCCCCAGAUUCUCCUUUGGCUUCCCACAGUUCAGAAGGACACUAUUGUGAACUAAGCCCUGCCAGAGAUCCUGCAGCAACAAAACAACAUUUAUGUCAGAAAAGCAGCUAUGUGGAACAACUGACACGAAAGGAGAGGGGAACACACUCAUUCAGGAACUCUGGAACAAACUAUUUGAUCCUGGAAGAUGACCCUACAAUGAACUCUGCAGAUCCUUUAGAAGCUUCAACUGGAAUGGCUGAAGAAGACGGCAUCUUUUCUGCACCUGUUUUUGAGACGGUGUCUAGUUUUAAACCAAAUGAUUUUGAAUCCAAACUACUUCCUGCUGAAAACAAGCCAUUGGAAACAUCAAUGUUAAGAAGAGUUAAGGAGCUUUUCACCAACAACAAUCCAAAGAUUAUUGCACAGCAUAUUCUUAGAAUGGACUGCAAGGUGGCAAGGAUACUAGACGUUUCUGAAGAGAUGAGGAGGAUUAUGGGAGUGAACUCUGGUCUUGAACUGAUUACCUUGCCUUAUGGACAUCAACUGCGCCUUGACCUAAUUGAAAGGCACAAUACCAUGGCAAUAGGAAUAGCUGUGGAUAUUUUGGGUUGCACAGGAAAUCUGGAAGAUAGAGCAGCAACAUUAAAUAGGAUCAUCCAAGUUGCAGUGGAGCUGAAGGACUCGCUGGGGGAUUUGUAUGCAUUUUCUGCCAUUAUGAAAGCACUGGAAAUGCCACAGGUCACUAGGUUAGAACAAACCUGGACCUCUCUAAGACAUCAUUAUACCCAGACUGCCAUUAUGUAUGAAAAACAGCUGAAGCCAUUUAGCAAAGCUUUGCAUGAAGGACAAGAGGAGUGGAAUAAGACUGUCAGUGCUCCACAGAACAAUGUAACAGUGCCACUGCUGAUGCCUCUCAUUACCUUGAUGGAGCGACAAGCUGUCGUUUUUGAAGGCAUGGACCUGUGGGAAAGCAGUGACCAAAGCUGCGAAAUAAUGCUCAAGCACUUGGCCAUAGCUCGUCAGAUAGCACAGAAUGCAGAAAUGUACAGCUUGACUGCAGAACAGAUGCUGGAAGGUUUCCAGCCCGAUGAAGAGAUGAGUGAAAUCUUCAAGACAGAAUUUCAAAUGAGAUUGCUCUGGGGCAGCAAAGGAGCACAAGUUAAUCAAAACGAAAGAUACGAGAAAUUCAGCCAGAUUUUAACUGCACUUUCCCGAAAACUGGAACCUCCUCCAGUGAAGCAGGUUGCAGAAACGAUCCUUUAUCUGUGACCACAACAGAAGGCUCAAGUAUCACUGUACCUUUGAAAGUAGAAAAUUAAUUGUGUAUGUGUUGGGACAUCUUACUUUUUAAGACAGCAUCUGUAGUACUUUUUGGCUUUUGCUGGAGCCUGCACAACAGCUAUGCUGCCAGGAAUGAAUGAUGAAAUUGCAAGAACAAACAAUCCAGAUAAUUAAAAUGCUUUCAGAUAUGAGUAAAUGUGGGUGUAUGUAUAUAUUAAACUUGCUUCAUUUACUGAGGUGAA